UCGUGUCUCAAACGUCACAUCAAGGAAGAGUCAAAUGGGGCCGAGAGAGGAAGACCUUAAAGCCACAUCCUGAGAGAGUCUGCAGCCGACAGCCUCACAAACUCUUCUAUAGGUCACUUUGUUGAAAAUGCGAAACCGCAGCUCUCAGUGACGCCAUGACGGACCCGAGACCAUUUCCUCCUCUUCCUCCUCCCCCUUCCUCCUCCGCAUCUCCCAGAAUGCACCACUGCACUCUGCCUCCCCCCGUCAUCACCUCCCCUCCUCCUCAUCAUCAGCCCAUCUCACAGUUUAUGAACCAUUCUAACCAAUCACAAACACAGCACCAUUUCGCAGGGCAGAAUUUAGACACGGCUUUGGAGAGCAGUGACUGGAGCCCAGCACAGUUUCCCAGCAUGCUUAGCGACUACAUCUGCCCAGAACAGAAUUGGGAUCUCCACACGUCAAAUCUGUUCAACUCUGCUUUAAACUAUGACUCAUUUCAGUCUGAAGUUUUCCACUAUCCCGAUCCUCAAUGUCAUCAACCCAACAAUGUUUACUCCCAAACCUCCUCCACGGCCAACUUGUCCCACUGGGGGGCGAUGGAGCCGACCACACCCCAGAUUCAGUGCUCAUCUCUGGGCUACACCUCCAGAGACGCCACCCUGGGAUCCUGGAGCUCUACGGAAUAUAACUUCACUUCAAAUACAGACAAUUUUAUUCCGUUUUAUCCAAACAGCUACCAGGAAAACCAGUCUUUCCUGAGUCCAUCCACACCAGGGCCUAGUCCACAUUAUCCUCCCUCCUUUGUGACGAGUCCGACUGGUGAAAACAGCAUGGAGAGACUGGGAUAUCAAACGUUUGUGGAGCCGGGAACAUUUACUGUAAAUUCUGAAAUCACAAGUGUCCAAAACGACGUGAUUUACAAACAGACACAGCCGAAGAAGACGACAAGAGGAAGAGGAGGAGGAGGAGGAGGAGGAACGAGACCACGCAAGAGUCGGACAUACAGAAAAAAGAUCAAAGACUCACCUGAGCCGUCUGUACCUGUGGAUGUUGCGGUUGUGACGCCUCUUUCAUUACCGCAGCGCUGUGGUGUGAGGAAGGAGGAGUCAGAGUUGGCAGGUCACAGGGAACAGACUCAGAAUCGCAGCCUGAUGAGCGUGAUCACAGACGGGGACAGGAGUCACUACAGGCCUCCCCCGAUCCUCAGCCCCACCAGAGCAGGGGCCGGGCUGCACUGGGCUGUGGCAGACAAAUGCAGCGCUGUUUUGAUGGCGACGGCUUCAUCGGGAACACUAACCUCAGGACCCAUUGCACCGUGUAUCAAUAUUGGGCGGAGCUUCCAGGCCCAGAUUCCACCCCUCAGAAACAGAAGACAUGUCCACUGUGACUCCCACAAUGCACUGCUACUGUGGAGGCCACUGAAUGAGACGGAGCCAUCUGAAAAUCAGCAAAGAGUGGAGGCGUUGCUGAAGUUGGCUCAGUCCAGUGCAGUGCCAAAAGGCGGGACUAAGCCUGAAGACGUGCUCCUGCUCCUAUCACAGAAUAGAGGGGACUUCCUGCUCACACUGGAAAAGUUGCUGACACUUCCCAAAAGCAUCAACAAAAGACAGGCUCCCAAACGGCACUCUCCAAUAACACACAACUACAUCUAAUGUGUCUACUCCAGGGAAAUGUCUGUU
Periophthalmus magnuspinnatus is the source of this 1661-nucleotide messenger RNA. RefSeq lists its product as uncharacterized. Gene Ontology annotation, molecular function: transcription corepressor activity. Gene Ontology annotation, cellular component: histone deacetylase complex; transcription regulator complex. The record is from RefSeq and is a predicted model, not a curated record. The transcript is spliced from 10 exons. The coding region runs from base 156 to 1634 and encodes 492 amino acids. Lineage: Eukaryota; Metazoa; Chordata; Actinopteri; Gobiiformes; Gobiidae. Gene Ontology annotation, biological process: negative regulation of DNA-templated transcription; regulation of transcription by RNA polymerase II.